AUGCAUCGUAGAGAAAUACCCCUGACACUUUUGGUGCUUAUGUUUAUAAGCACCUCAGAAGAAACUUGCACCUUGCGUCUUCACAUGACUGCAGUUGAAGGGGAACCUUUCUAUCUGAAGUAUUGCUCAUCAUCUGAGCGUGAGAAUAAAACAACCACCAUAAAAUGGUACAAAAAUGAAUCGCAUGGACCCCUUGAGCUGAGCUCAAGUAGUUCACCCAGAAUUAUCUUGCUCGAUUAUGUUUUGGAGUUUUGGCCAGUUCAUUUGAAUGACAGUGGAUCUUACUCUAUCCGAAUGGGAAAUGAUACUCAUAACUGGAAAUUAAAUAUCAUCAGAAGACCUAAACACAGCUGUUUUACUGAGAAACAAGUAAUGAGUAAAUCUGUGGAAGUUAAAAAAUCUUUGCAGAUAGCCUGUGAACAUAGUUACUAUCAAAAACUGGUCAACAGAACGUUAUUGUAUAAGAACUGUGAAAAGACAGAGAACAAUCAAAACCCAUUUUUAAAGAAGAAUGCAGAGUUUAACGAUCAGGGAUAUUAUACCUGCAUGUUUUUUCUUCUUCAUAAUGGCAAACUAUUUAACGUCACCAAAACCUUCAAUAUAACAAUAGUCGGAGACAACAGUAAUAUAAUUCCAGCUCUUCUUGGACCAAAGCUUACGCAUGUUAAAGUGGAAUUAGGACAAGAUGUACAGCUCAACUGCUCUGCUUUGCUGAAUGAAAAGGAUGUGAUUUACUGGAACAUCUGGAAAAAAAAUGGAAAGGAUCCUAAUGUACACGAAGAGGAAGGGACAAGAACUAGGACUUCAGAAGGCAAAUGGCUUGCUUCAAAAAUACUGAGAAUUGAGAAUGUUAAUGAAAACAAUCUAAACUUUUCAUAUAAUUGCACUGCAGCCAGCGAGGGAGGCAUAGACACCAAAAGCUUCAUCUUACUGAAAAAAGAAGACCCGGUUGACAUCCCCGGCCACGUCUUCACUAGAGGAAUGAUCGUAGCUGUUUUGAUCUCAGUGGUCAUUGUAUGCCUAGUGACCGUGGGUGCCAUUUAUAGAGUUGACUUGGUUCUAUUUUAUAGACAUUUCUUGGGAAGAGAUGAAACCUUAACAGAUGGGAAAACGUACGAUGCUUUUGUGUCUUACCUAAAAGAAUGUCGGCCCGAGAACGGAGAGGAGCACACCUUUGCUGUGGAGAUUUUGCCCAGUGUGUUGGAGAAGCAUUUUGGGUAUAAGUUAUGCAUAUUUGAACGGGAUGUGGUGCCUGGAAGAGCUGUUGUUGAUGAAAUCCAUUCAUUGAUAGAGAAAAGCCGAAGACUGAUAAUUGUCCUGAGUAAAAGUUAUAUGUCUAAUGAAGUCAGGUAUGAACUUGAAAGUGGACUCCAUGAAGCACUUGUGGAAAGGAAAAUUAAAAUCAUCUUAAUUGAAUUUACACCAGUCGGUGACUUCACAUUCCUGCCUCAAUCACUGAAGCUUUUGAAAUCCCACAGAGUUCUGAAGUGGCAGGCCGAUAAAUCUCUGUCUUAUAACUCAAGGUUCUGGAAGAAUCUUCUUUAUCUGAUGCCCGCAAAAGCAGUCAAACCACAUAGAGACGAAGCAGAAGUGUUGCCUGUUUUUUCGCAGCCCUGA
Lipotes vexillifer (Yangtze River dolphin) is the source of this 1617-nucleotide messenger RNA. RefSeq names its product interleukin 18 receptor 1 (gene IL18R1). Gene Ontology annotation, biological process: interleukin-18-mediated signaling pathway; positive regulation of type II interferon production. The transcript has 10 exons. Lineage: Eukaryota; Metazoa; Chordata; Mammalia; Artiodactyla; Lipotidae. Bases 1 to 1617 code for a protein of 538 amino acids. Gene Ontology annotation, molecular function: interleukin-18 binding; interleukin-1 receptor activity; interleukin-18 receptor activity. The record is from RefSeq and is a predicted model, not a curated record.